Molecule: messenger RNA, 2240 nt
Organism: Trichophyton rubrum CBS 118892
Lineage: Eukaryota; Fungi; Ascomycota; Eurotiomycetes; Onygenales; Arthrodermataceae
Exons: 2
Coding region: 452-748 (98 amino acids)
Biological process (GO): mitochondrial respiratory chain complex IV assembly
Cellular component (GO): mitochondrial inner membrane
Source: RefSeq, a predicted model, not a curated record
UAGAGUAGCUAGGAGGAAGCUGGAUAGGUUGACAGCGGGAGUGACAGUGGCGCAGAGCUUCCUAGGAACGUGAAGACAGGGUCUGCGGUACUCGUUUGUCGAAAGAGGCCCUGUUUAUCUCGCGAUGCGUGGACUUGUCUAACUAUCUCAGCGUCUCGUCCAGGCGUCGUUCCUUUUUCCCUUCCUACAACCUUCGAAGGUAGCCAGCUGUGCGCUCUGAUUGGGCAAUAUGCCAUUCCCAUUCACAAAUCGGUCACAUGAUUAUAUCUUAGUCAGUACUGAGUCACUGUUUGCUGAGUAAUCUACUUACUAAGCAGCACAUGACGCAACAUCAAAAUUUCAGACGAGGAAAAGAACAAGCGCCAAAAGGCAUCUAUCUGAUCAGGUCGCAUGCUGUAGGUAUCUGACCGCGCCUCUGCUGUGCAGUCAUUAUACAGUUAGGAAGCCCAAGAUGUCGCUCUUCAAAUCCUCAUAUUAUGACAAAGAUUAUCGGGCGGGCGCUGCCCUGAUGCGCGCACGGCGGCCGUAUAUCGUUAGAAACAUUGCUACAGGAGCAGCUCUCUUCAGUUUCUGCAUUGGCGUUUGUACGCGACACCCACUUCUUCCAAUGGCGGCUUCUCGGGGCUAUAGCACACUGACGAGGGGACAUUUGAUAUUAGACGCCUUCACCAUCAACGCCGUUGGGCAGGAUGAUUUCUCCGAUGUCAAGGUUCCAGACGCACCAGUUGCAAAACAAGCGGCUAAAUAGUCUCUAUGCGGAAUGAGUGACAUGCUAGACCAAAUCGAUCUUACCUAUCUAUCUCCUUUCACUCCCAACUAAAACACACACGCGCACUCGUCUGGGCCUAAAGGGAGGAGAACGCUGAUGGCUCCAAAACUGGGCACGCACUUGUAGUGAUUUGACGUUGAGGCGCGAUGGCGUUGGUGGUUUUGUCUCCCCUAGGCGUGCAAAAUGCAUUGGUACUGUUGAGAGAAUCUCUGAGUACUGAUGCACUGCUUUUGAGAACAAGAAAGUUUCCAUCUUUAAGUGUCAAUCUACCUUGAUACAGGACAUGAUGGACGUUUGGGAUUCAUUUAAGCGUUUCUUUAUGUACUAUAACUCCAAUUACGCUUCUCCACUGUGAAUUAUAUACUAAUUUCAUAUUUUGUCGAAUUGGCAAAACAUUAUAUAUCUUAAAUCGCCUGCAAAUUAACAAUUCGAAUACAUCAGGUCAAUAAAAUACAUCAGAAAAAGAGUGUAAUAACCAGUUGAGCGAGGAAACUGCAUGAAAUUCAACUAGCGAAGAAAGCAGGCAGUGCUCAGUCCAGCAGUAUCCGUUGAUUGUUGGAUUUUGUUUCGUUAAUCCAUCCUGUCUGCGUGUCUCGUACGAUGUUUUGCUCCAGAAUCUAGCUGGAAACAAGGGAGGAGGCUCUCCCUUAUGUAUUCGCCAAAAACCAUGGAAAAAUUCGUGCUAGCCAGAAUAGUGGAACAGAGGCAGGUAAUUAGAAAAAAAAAUUUGAAGUGAUAUCAAUCAAAUCCUCAUGGUAAACAUAGACUAUGUGUUGCGUAUAUAUAGGGUGGCGAAUAUAUUGGUAACAUUUCGAAUGAGAGGAGAAAAUGUCAAGAAGUAGAAAUGAAGACAAUAAAGAUAAUCAAUUACACCAGAGUCCAUAUCCAGAUCCUGAUCCAGAUGCAUGUUCACCAAGUUUAUGAUUCGUGUACUCCGUAGCCAUGUAGCAAAUAGUGGAAACAGGUAAAGCAGAAGCAAAGAAGAAGCUGUAAGAAUGAAUUGUCAAAGGAAAAGACGAAGAUAGCGAUAAAGGGCGAGUUAGGAAGAAGAAGAUGCAAGGAAGAUAAAGCACCGCCGAUGGUAGAUUGGUAUAUUGGGUAGUGUAUGAGAUAUAUGAUUUAACGCCUCUCGCUCCGUUCCCAAAAAAAGGAAAAGUGGUAUAACUAUGGCAAUGUAGGAUAAUGAUAGGAGGGAAAAAAGGCAAUUGGCAAUCCGCUAGUACUUGCUAUCGCCGAGUACGUAUGCCCAUUUUCUCAAGAUCUUCAUCCGUUUCCUGGGCUCUUGAUGGUUUUAAAGACGGGGCAGCUGGGAAACCGACGUAUUUUGCGAAGCCGGCAAGGACAGAGACUUCUCGGUUGUAGGCUGCCUGAUGUGCGAUUUGUUUGCUUAGGCGAGUCGGGAAGGGGAUGGUAUAUUCUGUCACUGCGUCGGAUGUGGCGUCUGCUAGUAUGCCGCUGGCAGGCCCGGCCA